Messenger RNA from Bipolaris oryzae ATCC 44560, 795 nucleotides. RefSeq lists its product as uncharacterized. Bases 1 to 795 code for a protein of 264 amino acids. The transcript has 2 exons. The record is from RefSeq and is a predicted model, not a curated record. Lineage: Eukaryota; Fungi; Ascomycota; Dothideomycetes; Pleosporales; Pleosporaceae.
AUGGCGAAUCUUGUAGCCAAAUACGCCAUGAAAAAGGCGCUCGGCAAGGAGAUGGAAAAGUACCGGGGAAAGAGCGCAUCCGGCCCAUACGAUCCCUUUUACGAGGAAAUUCCACACCCAAGGAAGCCUGGCAAAACAAAAAAGGUCAAAAAGGAAAUCCCAAGCUACAUCCCUCCACAUGACGCAGAUGUCCUUGCCAAAGCCCGCAAAUCCGCCUACAGACUCGACUACGCUCUCUUUUCCUUUAUGGGCAUUCGGUUCGGCUGGUCUUCGGUGAUCGGCCUAUUCCCUGCUGCUGGCGACGCUAUGUCUGCCGCUCUGACCCUCAACCUCGUUCGCCAGAUGAUGAAGGUUGAAUGCGGUCUGCCUGCUACGGUCGUCCUUCUGAUGGUGGUCAAUACCGCCAUUGACUUUCUCGCCGGUCUCGUUCCACUUCUUGGUGAUCUUGCUGGUGCCGCCAUCAAAGCCAAUGGUAAAAACGUCCGCCUCCUCGAGCAACAUCUUGACAAGGUGUACAAGCCUAAGGAGUUGAUCGAACGCGAAGCCAAAAUGCCUCGGGAAUCACGACCGCGUCCUGCUUCAGUCUAUAUUGAUUUUGACGACGAAAUCGAAGACCGACGCAACGCCUUCAACGAUGAGCAUGAUGAUGUGCGCCGACCACAGAAAUCGUACCGUGGCCAGCGCAUCUCAGAUGAGGAAAUGGGUUACCGACAGGACACUCAACGUUCCUACAGAGACGACCGACGCAGAGACGACAGGCCCAGUCGCAACAACACCAGGGGCAGCAGGCGUUAA